Messenger RNA from Drosophila grimshawi, 1483 nucleotides. It is a transcript of the gene Parp16, whose product is annotated as protein mono-ADP-ribosyltransferase Parp16. Bases 148 to 1200 code for a protein of 350 amino acids. Lineage: Eukaryota; Metazoa; Arthropoda; Insecta; Diptera; Drosophilidae. The transcript has a single exon. The record is from RefSeq and is a predicted model, not a curated record.
GCAAAUUUUUUGGGAAACAUUUGAGAGUCUGUUAAAUUGUUAAAUUGUUGCUUUCUUUCUAUUAAAUUCACACAAAGUGCGCUUGCGGCAGCUGUUUAAUCAUAUCGAUUUUCGCAUACAUUUCGCGAUUCGGGUGUAUUGUAGGCUAUGCAGUUGGUUGGUUAUCUGGAUAGCUCGCAUACUGGCACUUCAUCGAGUCCACCCAGCUGGGAGUGCACCAAGUCUAUCAGUCUGCAGCAGUGCAGUCAAAUUCAGGAGCGACUGCAAAAUGAUCUUCUAGCCUGCGAUGCUCGACUCUCGCUCUUUGUGGCAGCUGCGAAUAGUUAUCGUUAUGAGUCGCUUUUGCGCCCCUUUCCCAAGGAGUUUCUGGACGACGAUCAACGUCCCGAUAUUGCUGCAAUCCUUGAUGUUGUGGCGGAUAUGGAACGCCUUGACACAAUAUUACGGCGACUGGUUAAGGGCAAAAGUGGCUGCCUUAAAGUCAACGAGCUGCAUCUGCUGCAUGCCGUGCUGGUGAGGCACGGGGAGCGUGUGGCAAUCAGAACUCUGAGCGAAUGCGAAUUUGAUGAUUUGUUUCGGCUUAUACAAUUGGUGGCGCCACAAAUGUUGCCCACGCACAUCUUUGGGGUGACGCCCAGUAUGAAAUGUGGGCAUACCAAACACUACGUCAAUCUGCGCAAACAGUAUCCCAUUGGGAUUGGUUACUACGGCGGCAAGCUGGAGCAUCUGUAUGCGAUGCUGACCAUGGGUAGUCUGCCCCUGGAUGAGCCUCUCGAGCUGUACUGCGAUGUGGAGGAGACCUUGAAGAUGUGCCGACUUAGUACUGGUUGGGGUGGCUCUCGAUGUGGUGCGAUCUUGGGCUGUGUGGCGGUGGUGGAGUAUGUGGUGUUGCCCAAACUUGUCUCGACGGAUGAGAAUCGUGGUCUUGUGAUCAUCAAUGAUGCCACCUGCAUGCAAGUCUGCUAUCUAAUGUUCUUCGGCCAGAGUUUUCAGCAGUACGAGCAUGCAUUGAUUUCGCAGCCAAGUUUGUCAAUCAAUUGGAAUGAGACCUGCAAAUGGAUGGAGGACAAUAGAUAUACCCUGUCGCUGGGCAUUUACAUGAUGAUCCUAUCUCUGUCGGCGUCCAGCGGACGGGGCAUCUUCCACAGAUUUGCAGAGAUUGGACUCUAUGUGCUUAGGAGAGGAUUUCUCAAGAUUUGAAAACCUGUCUUCUCAACUGCGUUGUUGGCUUAUAUGAGCAUUCUGUUGCCCAUCUUGGUUGUGGCAAAGGACUGCUCAUAUAGGCCAAAAAAGCAGGUUCUUCGUGAAAUUUUACUCAAUGAAAGAAUUAGCUUUAACUUUAAAACAAUAAGCCAGGCAAGGCAACGAGCAAGUGUAAGUAAAUGUUGGCAUGAGUCGCACGCAACUGGCCAUAAAUAACAACAAUUUAGCAUUACAAGUGACGCAGUAAAAAUUUAUAUGCUCUCGCACAUUUUCAAUUUUC